AUGACAACCCGAUACCGCGUGGAAUAUGCGCUUAAAACGCACCGACGAGACCAAUUCAUCGAAUGGGUCAAGGGUCUCCUCGCCGUGCCAUUUGUCCUCUACUCGCAGCCCACGGGUGUUGUCGGAGAUGGCACCAGCGUCGCCAAAAUGUCAGAGGAGGCGCAUCGUCGCUAUGCCGAAAUCAUGCACGAUGUGGAAGUAAUGAUUGACGACCACAUUGCCCGUCAAAAUCAAGACUCUCCUAUCCCGUCCAAGCUGGGGAUGCUGGUCCCGACGGCCGGGCCUUUUUUCACAAGGCUUCCGCUGGAGGCAGCCUUCAAGUACCAGGAUCGCAAACGCUACAUUUCGUGUCGCCGAUACGUGGCGCCCUCGUUCAACGAUGUCCGUCUCGUCCUCAACUCUGCCCAAAUCAUGGCCGUGACCAAUGGCACCCUGCAGCUUGCCACAUUUGAUGGUGAUGUCACGCUAUAUGAGGAUGGUCAAAAUCUGGAGCCUAGCAGCCCGGUUGUGCCUCGUCUCAUGCACCUCUUGAAAAACAACAUCAAAAUCGGCAUCGUCACCGCUGCCGGCUACACAACCGCAGACGGCUACUACGGGCGUCUGCAUGGCCUGCUAGAGAGCAUUGCCGCGUCCACGGAGCUCGACCCCGUGCAGAAGCAGAACCUCGUCAUCAUGGGCGGCGAAGCCAACUACCUUUUCGAGUACUCGCAGUCCUCGCCCCACCGCCUCGCGCCCGUGCCGCGCUCGCAGUGGCUGACGCCCGAGAUGGCCUCGUGGUCCGAGUCCGACAUUGCGGCGCUUCUUGACGUCGCCGAGACGGCCUUGCGCGACUGCAUUCGUUCCAUGAAUCUGCCUGCCCGGCUCAUCCGCAAGGACCGCGCCGUCGGCAUCAUUCCGGACCCGCCGCACGUGCAGAUUGCGCGCGAGAGCCUGGAAGAGACGGUGCUGGUCGUGCAGCGUAUCCUGGAGCUCGGCAGCCUGGGCCUCCGGGAGCAGGCUGCCGCCGCUGCGAGCAAGAUUGGGGGCGCGGCGCCCGACCACAAGCGGGGCGUGCCGUUUUGUGCCUUCAACGGCGGCCGCGACGUCUUUGUCGACAUUGGCGACAAGUCGUGGGGUGUGGCCGUCUGCCAGCAGUGGUUUGGGCGCCGCGGCGACACGGCGUCCACGGGCGCGUCAGCGGCGGCUAGCACGGCGAUCAAGGGCGAAAACACGCUGCACGUCGGCGAUCAAUUCCUCAGCGCGGGCAGCAACGACUUCAAGGCGCGCAGUGUGGGUACGACGGCGUGGAUCGCGAGCCCGUCGGAGACGGUUGAGUUGCUGGAUGAGCUGGCGGAUCUGACACAGAAGAAGCUGGCGUAA
This is a messenger RNA of Beauveria bassiana ARSEF 2860, 1359 nucleotides long. Its product is annotated as IMP-specific 5'-nucleotidase. The transcript has 4 exons. The record is from RefSeq and is a predicted model, not a curated record. Gene Ontology annotation, molecular function: magnesium ion binding. NCBI's taxonomy places the organism in Eukaryota, Fungi, Ascomycota, Sordariomycetes, Hypocreales, Cordycipitaceae. The coding region runs from base 1 to 1359 and encodes 452 amino acids. Gene Ontology annotation, biological process: nicotinic acid riboside biosynthetic process; nucleotide metabolic process; inosine salvage.